Molecule: messenger RNA, 1669 nt
Organism: Cuscuta epithymum
Lineage: Eukaryota; Viridiplantae; Streptophyta; Magnoliopsida; Solanales; Convolvulaceae
Source: the annotation of a GenBank genome assembly
UUGAACGACUAACAAGAAUAAUUCAAUGCACACUUAGACACAUACCGACCUACGUAGGUACGUGUAUGUAAUAACCCACAAAGUAGUCAAGAAAUUGACUAAUCUACCGAGUAAAAUAUUAAUCAAAUUUAUAAACACCUAAAUUCUGCUUCUUUUCUUCAGCAAAAUGCGUGCCAAGUCCAGUCAGACAUGCUCCCAUCGGUAGUAAUGUAAUUUUCUAUGUACGUUUUGACUAAUGUCCCUGCUGGGCGCUGGCCUCCUCAUCAUCAUGCAUUCAUUAUGUUCAUUAAUUAUUACUCCGUCUUCAAUUCUUCCCCUCCGUGCCACCUAUUUAUCUCAUUACUUCUCCGUAUUCCAAAGAUACUUUGUUUUAUUUAUUUAAGAUCAGUAUAUUUGUGUUCACCAUCGAUCAGCGACUAGCUCAAACAACUACAAGAAGGUGACAAUUGAAAACAUGCCAGAAGCAGUGAACAAGGCAUCUAAUAAGGCAAAGAUGAUCACGAUAUGGAAACUGUUGCCAAAAUCAGUUGCCAUGUCAUCCUUCCCACAAAGCCUACGCCCGCUGUUUAGCCCCGGUGGCGGCCACAGACAUAGUAAUAAGAGGACAGAGGCGGCAGAUCAUCAUCACCUCACGAAGAUGACGACUAUCCAUUGCAAGAAAGGAUUUUCUGGUCCGAUCGUAUCAAUCAUUCCGCCAGAUGCCCGAAGAAAACCGAGUACCCAGCAGCAGAGGCAUGGAGAACCAACCUCUCCCAAAGUUUCAUGCAUUGGUCAAAUCAAGCGGCACAAGAGUAAGAAGAAGCAGGAAGAUAAGAGUAGUAGUAGUAGUGGCGGUGAUAAGGAAGACUUUGGCAGGUGGUCUCUCACGACAAUCAAGCAGCCGUUUAAGGAGAAACCCUCCUCCUCCUCGUCUUAUUCUCUUGUAGGGAAACAUGUAUUAUUUCACGGGAGGAAAUCUGAUGCUUCAGCUGAUAAACCACAGCCAAUGAGUUUGGGCCAGAUCAAGCGCUUUGCAAGCGGCCGAGAAAUAUCGAUGCUGUCUGAAUUCACUUGUCCUACGCAGCAGCUGCUGCAGGCGCAAUCCAGUAGUGGGAUAGUGUAUUGUUCAGAUGAAGAAGAAGAAGAUCAAGAAACCACAACAUCACCACCGACAAAGCCGCCGCUUCAGCAGCAGGAACCAAGGAAGAUGGAAAUUAAUUUGUGGAAAAGAAGGAUCAUGGCUCAACCAAAGCCUCUUCAUAUUAUCCAUUAACACCUCCACCCAUAUAUCGUAUAUGCACCGUCCGUCGGUCGGCCAGAUGGACCCAAGCGAAUUGAACUGGAUCGUAAUAUGAUGAUGACGACGUUUUGGUUAAUUGGCCGCCUCCAGAUCGAUCAGAUCGACAAGCAAUUCAUUCGUUUCCUCGCCUAAUAUAUAAGCACUUCAUUUCAUAUUAAUUUAAUUCCAUCAUUAAACUUGGGAAGUUUACCUGUGUUAAAACAGAUUGUGUUUAAGUUUCCCUAAAUAUAACAACCAACUUAGCAUUAGUUUGUAUCACCUUAUUCAUGUAUGGAUCUUAUUUAUUCAAAUGAUUAAAUAACCUCUUAGGAAUAACAUAUAUGUAGUCAUUAUAUUUAUUUGAAACAAAACACCUCAAUGGAUGAACCAGCUGCAUGAGAUCAUAUGCAC